AUGAGUGUCUCUUCCUGGUUCCUGGUGAGUGGCGGGGGCAUGAGACACCGCCUCCCCUGGGAGAUGAUCUUCGUUGGUCGAGACGACUGUGAACUCAUGUUACAGGUAAAUCAUAUUUAGUAUUGUAGCGAGUCUAGAACUCGAACCCGGGUACUUGAGAAUGUCAGUCCAACACUGUAGCUGUUAUGGCAAGAGAUCCGAACCUCUUGACGAGGUCGCUAGGCGUGGUACUAGGUUUGCUAUAGUAUAAAUACAGAUGUGAAUGCAGUUCUAGCACAGCCUAGACCGUACUACCACUGCUAAUGUUAUGGAGGUGGUUCGAUGAAUCACUCUGGCGUGAUGUGUAACCUUGCCUGAAACCUGAAGAUGUGUGUUAGCUCCCCGAGCUGAUCUCUAGGCUUUAGCUCGGCGGGCUUACACAGUCUUGUCAAAAGAUCUGGGUUCGACCCUGGUGGGUCACACUGCUACAGGUGACUGUUGGACAGAAUGUAAUCUGUGUAAUCUGGAUUAUUGUGGCUUUAGUCACGCAGUGUGGACAAACAACAUGCAGUUAUCAACUAUGAGCCAACCACGGACGAACAUAAAGUCAAGGACCUGGGAAGCCUGAAUGGGGUGAGUAAGAUUUUUGAUAAAUAUGAUUAUGAAAUGAUUAAUGUGUUUCAUAAACUGUUAUAAACUGCUAACAAUGAUAUUCCUUUCCUUCCAGACAUUUGUGAAUGAUGUCAGAAUACAGGAGCAGGUGUAUAUCACUUUGAAAAUUGACGACAAGUUGAGGUUUGGAUAUGAUAUCCUGUCAUGGUGACAUUUUGUCUUUGAAGCUUAGCCUACAGUAAUUCAUUGAAACUUCAUCAAUACAUAAUGAAUGAGACCUACAAAAAAAGGAGUUCAAGACCAGAGUACGGGUAUAUAAAACUGUAAAGUAAUCACUAUUAAUAUGCUGCCUGAAAAAUCAUCUAACCUUUAAAACUUACUGCUGUGACUAAUGCAUAAUAGAUUCGCAUAUCUGUUUCUUGACUGUAAGCCGCUCUGAAUAAGACUGUAUGCCGCUAAAUUACUAAAAUGUAAAAUAUCUGUGCUAUCUCCUGUAAAGAGCUAAGCUUCUACUGUACAAUCUCCUUUCCUUAACCUGUCUCACAUACCAACCUGUUCACUGUGGUGCGAGGAGAGCUCCAUGUUCCCGAGGAAGCACUAAAGGUUGGUUGGACAGUAUGCUAAAGAAAUAGCUUUCUGUGUUUCUUCCCAUCCUAUCUCCUUGCCUUUUUCUCAACCGAAUUGGAGGAGAGGUUCCAAGAUCCCUCCCCUCGGACCUUCUUCUCGAAUGCAUUUUGAGAAGGAGGCGAGAAGAGAGGAUGCGAGGAAUCAAGGAAAUAUGAAUUGAGAAAGAGCCCCAGUAAAAUAUGCUUACAAAGUAGUAUGACAGAAAAGCUCUGAGAAAUGGCUUUUUCUGCAACAUUGGUUGAUGCAUGUUUAAUGGAGAUUAUGUUCCGUCAAGAAUGGCGGCGGUUUCUGCUGGAUGUAGCAAAACCUCACUGCUUUGUUCGAAUGACAAAAACAUACUUUAUGAGGAACUUGUUUCUCACUUGGAGGUACAUUGUUCAGUUAGGUCCGUCUGAAUCCUAACUUGAGUUCUACAUGCAUAACUUACUCAGAUUUGGCAUGAAUCAUGAACUGAUGUCAAGCACAGAUCUCAAGUAACAAGUAACAAGUUAAAAUGCUUAUAACCAAGUCUAUGACUACUGUAUAAUUUCACUGAUGGAAGGAUAGAUUGUGCCAUGUAUGUUGGUGCAUACAUAGAAAAGCUCCUUAUUAAACGUACCCUUAGGUAUGGCUACCUCUAAUUGUGUGAGCUCAACUCCUCUCUGUGUUGUCCUGUGUCCUCGUCUAUCAGCAUGAGAAGUUCAAUAGUCAGCUCCAGCUGCAGACGGUAAAGCCUCCAGAAGCUAUUUCAGUACCAUCCAGACCUGCAGUAGAGGUCAAGGCUGCAGCCGAGGGUGGCUCCGAGGGUGCGGUGGCAGUGGGUGGAAAACCGACUGAGACCAGCAGAGAGGGGACCGGGGAUGACAAGCUGACAGGUGAGAGGGUCUGCACUCUGCAUGGACCUUGGAGGGUGACACAGGUGACAGGAUUAGGUUAACAGAGGUGACUGGACUGGAUAACAGAGGUGACAGGACUGGAUAACAGAGAUGACAGGACUGGAUAACAGAGGUGACAGGACUGGUUAACAGAGGUGACAGGAUUUUGGCAAUGCCACACACCCACACAGUCUGUGCUGUGACAACCGUGUGUCCUGUAUUUUUAGGUUCCUACGCUAGGCUGUCACCUAAAUGCGAUUCUAAAGUGCUCUGACUUGUAGACAAAUUUGGAGGUCAAACUGUUCUGCCACAAUAUGUAUUUUGGGGACUUGUGUGGGUACAAAGUGCUAGUUCGAGUUUGCAGAGGUGUUUUUUUGUUUCUCAGGGGCCAAUUUUUUUUUUUUUUAACCUUUAUUUAACUAGGCAAGUCAGUUAAGAACAAAUUCUUAUUUACAAUGACGGCCUACACCGGCCAAACCCGGACGACGCUGGGCCAAUUGUCCCUAUGGGACUCCCAAUCACGGCCGGUUGUGAUACAGCCUGGAAUCGAACCAGGGGGUCUGUAGUGACGCCUCAAGCACUGAGAUGCAGUGUCUUAGACCGCUGGUCCACUCGGGAGACAAACUAGGAGGUCAGACUUGUUCUGUCACAAUAGUCUUUUGGAGAACUGUGUGGGAACAACAUUCCAUUUCAAAACAAAAUCCCUGUCUUUCUCACUGACCUUGUGGAUGGUGUCGUUUCUUUCCCAGGGGACAUUGCAGUACUAAAAAGGGGCACCCCUCUGUACGGCCAGCCUUCCUGGUGGGGGGACGGGGACGCAGACGAUGAGAACUCUGGGAAGCAGGACGGGACGACAACUGACAGGAAGCAGGAGAGAUCUGAGUCAGGUAGAUGCUGUCUAGCCUGGAAUACAGACUGAAGUUAGCUGUGUUUCACUUUGUCUGUCUGUCUGCCUGUGUCUGUCUGUCUGUCUGUCUGUCUGCCUGUUUAUACAUCAAAAACCCUACCAGAUAACAAUAGACUUUUGCCUUUCUGGUAGCAUAUAUGACAACAAUUGAAUCUCAAAGUCUAAGUCCUUAUAUUACGCCAUCUUGAUAUCUGCUUGAAACGACAGAUGGUAAAGAACCCAAGGAGACAACAGCAGAGGCCCAGGAGAAUGGCCUGUACACCUCAAGCCAGGAGCCCAGUUACUUCGAGAUCCCCUCCUAUACCAACAAACCCCCCUCCCAAGACACGGAAGGCGCCACCGCCGCUAACCCCGCCUCCGGCCCUGAAGCCGGCCCCCAGGGCCACGCCUCCUUCACCAUUGAGUUUGACCUGCAGGCGUCCAAUAAGGUGACUGUUAAGGACCGGGUGGCGAAGGUGGCGCCGGAGGUGAGGCCACGGCCCCCUAAGAAGGGCGCGGGAGAGGAGCUGAGCGCCCUGCAGACGGCCAUGGUGGCGGCGGAGGUGAAAGUAGCUGAUUGGUUGGCCCAGAACGAGAUCCCAUUGGCCCGUACGGAGUCGGUUGACAGAGUGGUGGAGGACGACGGGGAGAGCGUGAAGAGUGAUGUGCCGGUUCAGCUGAGGAGUCUUAAAGGUACGACCAACCAACCAAUCACCAUGAGAAUAGAAUUUUGAUCAUAUAUGCAUUAUUUUUCUGUCAGCUAGUCCUCUUGCCAUUGCAUUACAUAGCACUACACAGUUAUUACACUAUGGGCCAGUUUCCCAAACACAGAUUAAGCUUAGUCCUUAAUUAAAAAGCAUGCUCAAUGGAUAAUCUCCAUCGAAAGUGCUUCAUAGUCUAGGACUAUGCUUAAUCGGUGUCUGGGAAACCAACCCAAUGGGUUCAUAGCAUUAUAACGGCACACACCAAACUUCCAACACCCUUCUCUCUCGUUUCAGGUAGUAAACACGAGGACGGCACCCAGAGCGACUCAGAGAACACAGCCGCGCUGGGAGAGCAACGCCGGGCCGCCCUCGAGGACCACUCCAGGGUGCUGUGGGGCGGCCGACUAGAAGGGUCAGGGGUCAAGAUCCGAGAGGGGCGCGCCAACGUCCCAGAGGGACUCUUUGCCGAGGAAGACAGCCCCUCCCGACGACACAGGUCCUCAGCUUCCAAAAUGGCACCCAUCGGAGGAGAGUUAGGAGAGAGAGAGAGGACCAAGGAUUCGGUUCCGUACCACCGCGACCAACACCAACCGAUAGGACUUGGGGAGGGGUUCCAUAAUCGCCAAGGAGACGACUAUAGCGACCGGGGGACCUAUACCAUAGAGAUAGAGAACGAAGAUAACCAAGAGGAGGAGGCCAGGAGGAUGAUUGACAAGGUGGGAUGGUCAAUAGGACUUUAAUGAGCUUAAACUGUCAUUUGAAUCCUGUUUCAUCUGAAUAACUAUUUUACACAGACAUGAGUCCCAUAAUUUGUGUCUUUUCGUCAUUGUUAUGGCUUCUUUCUUACUGCAAGUGGUAUUGUGCACUAAGCCCACAUUAUUUUGACCUCAUGGUUGAAUGUUUGGUUGAAUGUUUAUUUAUGUCCAUGUUCUGGUCCAGGUAUUUGGUGUGGAGGACUACCAGGCUCUGUCCAGGGUGGGGGGCUAUCCUGACGUCCAGAGAGAUAGACUGGCCACUCAGAGACCAGGCUCAGGAGACAGAGGCAAGCCUGGACGUAUCGAACCAGAGGUAACAGCAUUUCUGUCUGUCUACACAGACUCUCCAUUGCAGAGGACUGAAGGAGUUCACAGACACUAACUAUAACUUUGCUAUAUUUAUUAUUUGAAGUAGUCCGAAGCGUUUUACCUGUAAAUAAUAGAUGUGUACAUGCCACUGUGACACUCUGACUAGUAGAGUUUGUCCUUGUCUUCCCUUUCCUCCAGUCUGUCCCCUGUAUGUUGGUGACUGGGGGUUGUGUAAUGAGGCUUCUCCCCUGUUUGUCCUCUAGUCUCUCGCAGAAGAGCUGGUGGUGGGUGGUCCCAGGUGGGUCUCUCAGUGGGCUACUCUGGCAGCCAGCCACAUCAGGACAGACCCUGAGGGCUCUGGAGCUGAGUCCCACGUCCACUACCACACUGAGGACAGAGGUACUACUGCUGGGUUUAGACUUGUUCUGAAAUUGAAGUGCUUUGCUGUUUUUCAGUUGUUGUUGUAUUUAUGUAUUAGUCAUACCACUUACUUCAGUAUAAAGACAAAAGUAACUAGAAUAAAGAAAAGAGCGUUGGGUAAUUAUAUUGUCAAUAUAUGAGAGUUAGUUACAUACAGUAGAUAUUAUAGUGUAGAAAUUAUUUUUUUAUACCCUGUCUCCCUAUAGCUGAGAUCAGUGAGUCCAGUCACUCUGCCUCCAUGGCCUCCUCCAGCUAUACAGAGCGCAAGAGGAGAACCCUGCCCCAGCUCCCCUCCACCGAGGAGGAAACCCCAGGGGGGAGGAGAUCCCCUGGUCCAGCUCUCCGCCCCUCUGACGUGGGGGAGAAACAGGACACUGAGCUCCAGGAAAAGGAGAACCAGGAGAUGGGGAGAGGAGGGAGGACCAAGCCUUGUGGAGGUGGUGGGGGUAGCCAGGCAGGUAGUGUGGGUGGAAGCACCAGAGGAAGUCCGAAAAGAGGCUCUCCAGCGAAGAACCAAGAUGCGGGAAGCCGGAAAGAAACUGUGUCGGCGAAACUGCCUCCUCGGCCAGUGAGUAGCGGAGGGAAGAGACUCGAGGAGGCACGGAGGAGGAAGAAGGAGAUGGAGGAGAAGGCUAAAGAAAGGGAGAGCGCUGGGAAGCCACUUCUUAGACAAGAGAGCUUUACGGUGGAGAGACCAAGCGCCAAUGUCCCCCAGGAGCUCAUCCCACGGAUUGACUCACAAACUGGGGCACGAAUACUGACAAAGGAGGGUAGGGUGGAUAGUACCACCCUGCAGAAGGACUCAGAGGCGGUGGCUGCGUUUCUGGAGACGACGGUAUCAGACCUUGGUGAACCAAUUAGCCAGUCCAUCGAGGGGUCAUUGUCGCCCGAGUCGGACGUGGACACCACCAGCACCGUUAGCCAGGCAGCGGGCGUCGGAGGGCGGAAGGUGGUCCACCAGAAGAGACGUACCCUAACAGCCCAGCAGAAAGAGAGGGAGAAGACGGUGCUGUGUUCCUCCACCAAGGGGCCUACCAGAGCCAGAGAUUCCCAGGAUAGGAAACCCAAAUCCAGACCGUCUGGAGGGCAAGGGACCCGCCAGGCUGGUCGUGCCUGGACCUCCCUGGAUCUAACAGAUGACGACGUCAACUCCAACUCCCUCCUCUCCGACUCCCAACCGUCCAUACAGGAGGUUAGCUCCCACAGUUCCCACGCCAGAACCCAGACCGGAAGCGCCAGAGUGGAGGCUAGCACCAAGGCUAGCCGGGCUAAAAACACCCAGGCAUCCAGCACCACCACAACCACCCUCAGUAAACCUACCACCACCUUGCCCAAGGUGCGGCCCACCCGGGCCUCGAUACUCAGACGUGCCCGUUUGGGGGACUCCUCCGAUACCGAACCAGCCGACAUGGACCGGAUGUCCGUAGCGUCCGAGGCUAGCACCACUAGCUCCAGGUCCACGGCUCCUGGACCAGGGUUCCGGAGGGGCCUGUCCCGCAUUGAGGCCCUGGCCCAGCCCAGGAGGCCCAGGAUGGGAUCUCCGUCUGCCCAGAGUGACUCAGAGGCCACGGGUGGCCGGAGCCGGGGGAUAGGGGCUCGUAGCGUUGCUACCGACUACGCCAUCCGACAGGGACUGAGAGGAGUCAGCAACACGGGAGGGGUAGUACAAAGGGCCAGGGCUAACAGCGCCUCCAAACUACCUGACAAGUCUAAGGGCUACAUCACCCCCACAGGUAACAUACUGUACUGUCUGAUACAGAGGUAGUGUUUCUGAGUGACUGUUCUCUAGUAACUUGUCCACUGCAAUGUUUGAUUUUGUAUUAUGUUUGUGCUAUAGUCUUUUUGUAGGUUCUGUCAUUAUUGAGCAUCUUUAUGUACAUUUAUAUGAGUAAAAUCUCUUCUCUAUGGACAGUUGUGUGUAUCUACUAGUGGUAAAGACCUAUAUCACUACUACUACUACUGACAAAACAUCUUCUCUUGACUCCAGCUGGUGGCCAGUGGCGCCGGAUGCCCAUGGACUACGCCUCCACCUCUGAGGACGAGUUCGGCUCCAACCGCCACCCGUCCAAGCACGGCGGUCCCGCCCGGCAGUUUGCUUCGCCGCGGCUGACCCAGCUGGGUGGCUCCGCCCCUGCCACACCCAGUCCGGGGGGUAUAGCAGCUCUGAGGCAGCAGUCAGCAGGCAGAGAACAGGAGGAGUACAUGAAGGACUGGACCGCUCACAGUGAAGAGAUUGCCAGGUAUGGAGGAGCAGGCUGUACUGUACACAUACAGAGAUACUGUAUUCACACUGGCUUCCAGUCAUGCCUAACUACUGUAGCGCAAAAUAGUACACACAUCUACUGAAUAUAAUAGGGUUAAUUCUAUAGAGGAGCAAAUGACUUUGAGAACCAGUAUAACCUCGAAAGUAUCCAUUUUGCAACAUUAAUUAUUUGAUUUGAUGCACUAUAUACACAAUAAUACACUAUACAAGUCAAAUCAAGGGUAUUUAACUGAUUCGUUCCCUGUAUGUUGACAGGAUCAGUCAGGACCUAGCCAAAGACCUGGCCAUGUUGGCCAGGGAGAUCCAUGACGUGGCCGGAGAAAUCGACUCAGUCAGCCCAGCCGCUAGUGCUGCCACUGACCCAGGAGCCAUGGUACUACACAUCCCACGAUGCAAUACUCCCACUCUAUGUAGCCGUUGACAUCAGUCAUGAUUUCCCCAAAAGUCUGAGCUACAUGUACAUAUCAGGGCCCAUAUUCAUCAAGUGUCUCAGAGUAGGAGUGCUGAUCUAGGAACAGGUCCCGCCUGUCUAUUCAAUAUGAUCUCAAUUCUAAAAACUGAGCCUAGAUCUGUACUCCUAUCAGACGCUAUAUGAAUAUGGGCCCUGAAUCCUGCUCCUUGUGAAUAUUGUGGAUAUAUAUAUAUAUAUAUAUAUAUAUAUAUAUAUAUAUAUAUAUAUACAGUACCAGUCAACUGUUUGGACACACCUACUCAUUCCAAGGUUUUUCUUUUUUUUAAACUAUUUUCUACAUUGUAGAAUAAUAGCGAAGACAUUGAAACUAUGAAAUAACACAUAUGGAAUCAUGUAGUAACCAAAAAAGUGUUAAACAAAUCUAAAUAUAUUUUAUAUUUGAGAUUCUUCAAAUAGCCACCCUUUGCCUUGAUGACAGCUUUGCACACUCUUGGCAUUCUCUCAACCAGCUUCAUGAGGUAGUCACCUGGAAUGCAUUUCAAUUCACAGGUGUGCCUUCUUAAAAGUUAAUUUGUGUAAUUUCUUUCCUUCUUAAUGCGUUUGAGCCAGUCAGUUGUGUUGUGACAAGGUAGGGGGGUAUACAGAAGAUAGCCCUAUUUGGUAAAAGACCAAGUCCAUAUUAUGGCAAGAACAGCUCAAAUAAGCAAAGAGAAACGACAUUCCAUCAUUACUUUAAGACAUGAAGGUCAGUCAAUAUGGAAAAUCUCAAGAAUUUUGAAAGUUUCUUCAAGUGCAGUCGCAAAAACCAUCAAGCGCUAUGAUGAAACUGGCUCUCAUGAGGAUGGCCACAGGAAUGGAAGACCCAGACUUACCUCUGCUGCAGAGGAUAAGUUCAUUAGAGUUACCAGCCUCAUAAAUUGCAACCCAAAUAAAUGCUUUACAGAGUUCAAGUAACAGACACAUCUCAACAUCAACUGUUCAGAGGGUACUGUGUGAAUGAGGCCUUCAUGGUCUAAUUGCUGCAAAGAAACCACUACAAUAAGAAGAAGAGACCUGCUUGGGCCAAGAAACACGAGCAAUGGACAUUAGACUGGUAGACAUUUCUCCUUUGGUCUGGAGUCCAAAUUGGAGAUUUUUGGUUCCAACCGCCGUGUCUUUGUGAGACGCGGUGUGGGUGAAUGGAUGAUCUCCGCAUGUGAGAUUCCCACCAUAAAGCAUGGAAGAGGAGGUGUUAUGGUGUGGGGAUGCUUUGCUGGUGCCACUAUCUGUGAUUUAUUUAGAAUUCACGGCACACUUAACCAGCAUGGCUACCACAGCAUUCUGCAGCGAUACGCCAUCCCAUCUGGUUUGGGCUUAGUGGGACUAUCAUUUGUUUUUCAACAGGACAAUGACCCAACACACCUCCAGGCUGUGUAAGGGCUAUUUUACCAAGAAGGAGAGUGAUGGAGUGCUGCAUUGUUUAACACUUUUUUGUUUACUACAUGAUUCCAUAUGUGUUAUUUCAUAGUUUUGAUGUCUUCACUAUUAUUCUACGAUGUAGAAAAUCGUAAAAAUAAAGAAAAACCCUUGAAUGAGUAGGUGUGUCCAAACUUUUACUGGUAGUGUAUAUAUAUCAGAAAAUGAAUGACCUUGUAUUGGGUGCUUUGCCCAGUUGGAGGAGCAUGUUUUUGACGAUGGCUUGGAUCUGGGGAGUGGCCCGUCAACAGAGAGCAUUCUGGGUAAUAACGUCCGCCCCGUGGAGCUCCGGCCACGCAACUCUAACAGACAGGGUCCCCGCGCCAUUCGCCGCCAGACCUGGAACAGAGAGGAUGUGAGUUGUUGCCGUUUGGAAUCCAAACAAAAAAUAAUAAUAAUUGAACGUCUUUGAUUGUACGCUAGUUUAGCCUGGUUUUCAGUCUGUUUCAGCUUGUCUUUAGCCAAUGUGUGUUUAUAAUCUACUAAAUGGCAUAUUAUAUAUAUAUAUAUAUAAUGACAAUGGCAUACAAGUUGAGCUAAAGCAAGCAGACUGGCACCCAGCCAACAUUACUAGUUUGAGAUAAAGAAGUUUGAAAAACAGUCGUUUGAGAGAGAGACAAAACACAGCCAAAAAACCAAAAGGACUUGAUGUCAGGGUGAAUUGACCCUAUUCCAUCAGAAACCUACUGUAUUAUUGAUGAAAACGUGUGUAAGAGAGUGUGUGUGCCGUUGAGAUCCACUAGGUGGCUCUGCUCCCUUUAUGUCACAAUAGAUCACAUUCACUCCCCAAGACAGUGAACUCUUCAACCUGACCAGACAUAUGCCUGAGUGUAAGGGGCAGAGCAGAGUUGUCCAUUGAGUGUUUGUUUAUUUUGAUAACCACAUCUUUACCAUGUUAAUAACACAUUUAUUAGUAUAUUAAUGAUGGAUGUAUUUGCUAGUUUCUGGGAGAUUUGGGCAAAAAUAUGCUGUAUAUCUAAUAUUCGUAUGGUUUUCUGACUGCAUAUAGCCUUGGUAUCGCUGGCUAUCCUAGUUAUUAUGCUAUUGUUGGUGUUUACUGAAACACCUCUUACAUAAGACCUCUUAUUUUCCGUGUUGUUUCCUCUCAGGCGGUGUUGGACAGUUUACUAUUAGCAUCUGUGACCCAGCUCUCUGCACGGGUACGCCAGUCUGUGGACAAAACAGCAGGCAAAAUCAGGUAGGCAUCACCUUUCAUCACGAUUUAUUCAAAGAAAAGGAAUGUGAAAUAAUAAAUUCCCUGAUUUCGACAAUGAAGAGUUAGGAGUGCUUUAUGAGUUGCAAGAAAAACACAAGCAGUGUGAAAUAAUAGGCUAGCAUUUGACUUUGAAUUAAUUUUAUUCCAAAUACAUGCAGCUACCUGCUGUGCUUAGAACUAGAUCAAAUCUGGAUAAUGACGAAGAAGAAUUAGUAGUGUAUAUUGUUGUAUAAGAUAUGAUGGACUGUAUCCCAGAAAAUAUCAUCAUUUGCAUAUUAUGAAUGGCACUUCAUAAAGGUUAAGAUGACAACUUGCAACACCCAUCCUCACUUUUUAGACAUCAGAAACCACUUUCAUUUCCCCCCUCAACCCAUUUCACACAAAUUAAAUCACUCAACAUGUUCAUAUAACAGACAUUUUUCCAGUUUAUUUUUGAAAACGUGUACUUUUUUCUCCAGGAUAUUAUUCAAAGAUAAGGACCGGAAAUGGGACGAGAUUGAGAAUAGACUCCAAGCCGAGCGUGACUCUCUACUCCUCAAGACUUCCAGCACGGUAAGGUGCCAGACCCCUACUGUCCUUACCUCACACUCCCUUGCUGUACCACCCAGCUGCUGUGAUAAAUGACUGCAGAGGGCAGGCGGACCUAGUUUUUAUUAGUCAUAUGUACGGGAUACAGACCUCAUGCGUCAAUAACGUCUGCCCAACGGUAGGAGAGUGAACAGCUCGUGGCUGGGGUGUGUGGAGUCCUUGAUGAUGCUGCAGGCCUUCCUCAGGCACCAUUUUGAGUAGAUGUCCUGGAUGGGUGGGAACACGGUCCCAGUGAUGUACUGGGCCGUCUUCACCACCCACUGGAGGGCCUUGCGGUCGUGGGCGGAGCAAUUCCCGUACCAGGCCGUGAUGCAACCGGUCAGGACGCUCUCGAUAGUGCAAGAGAAAUGCCUGGUAAAAAUCUAAACACAAACCAAAGAGUGCUUAUUUGGGGUGAUGAUGCAACAAAACUUUGGGAUGGUAAAUAUUUGAUGAGUUCUACCACCAUCUGGGUAGCUCGGAGUAGGUUUAAAGGCCAUCCUCGCCUUAUUGUGCUGUUGCAUUAAUCAUGUCUGUUAAGCCUGACAAACACCCAGAUGUAGCAGGAAGACCUAAACAGAAGGUGGUAAGGGGGUGAGGUACGGACGUGUUUCUCAAACCUUUCCCCGGUCUGCACAGUCACAUUUGUUUAAUUGAAAUGUGAGUUGGCAUCACUUCCUCUCAAUUCUGGAAGUAUAAGUUAUGACGUUUCGUGAUUGUAAUAAAGUAUUUUGAUAUCCACUUUAAUUGAUGAGGUUUGAGACUCCCCCCACCCCACCCAGUCUCUCUCUCUCUCUACCACUCUCUCUCCCCCUCCCUCUCUCUCUCUCUCCCUCUCUCUCUCUCUCCCUCCCUCUCUCUCGCUCUCUCUCUCUCUCUCUCUCUCUCGCUCUCUCUCUCUCUCUCGAUUGUAAUAAAGUAUUUUGAUAUCCACUUUAAUUGAUGAGGUUUGAGACUCCCCCCACCCCACCCCGUCUCUCUCUCUCUCUCUCUCUCUCUCUCUCUCUUCCCAUUCACUCUCUCACUCCCUGUCUUUCGCUGUCUCUGAGAGUAUAACAUUCCACAACAGUAUCAAACAUCACAUCAGAAGCAAGUGCCAAUUUCGGGGGGGGGAACGGCGAUAAUAUGUCCAUCCUGGGAUUUGAACCGACAACCUUUCUGUUGUUGUUGUUGUUGUCGGUGGUGGUGUUGUAUAAAGAAGGUAACAGGUGAGGACAUCAAUGUCUUAUCGUGAUGGGUAUCCCUUCUUCAAUUCCCUAACCAAUUUUCAUGUUUUUGUUUGUUGUGUGGUUGUUAACCAGGAGAUCACCACCAUCCUCCAGGACCUGAAGAGAGUGGAGAGACAGUUACUAGGUCUGAGUCCUGAGACAGUCAUACACCAUUUCAUUUCAGCAGUAUAUAGUACAAGUCAUAGAGCUAUACAGAUAGCAUCUGCAUAUAGCAUCCAUAUUCAUACGUAUUUCAUCAUAUCAAUCAUCACAUUUUUAUAUAAAUAAAUCUUCCAUUCUCUGAUGAUUGUUUGCUUGCUUGACUGACUGACUGAUUGACAGACCUCCUCUUUGAUUGACUGAUUGACAGACCUCCUCUUUGAUUGACUGACUGACAGACCUUCUCCUCUUUUUUUAUUUUUAUUUCACCUUUAUUUAACCAGGUAAGCCAGUUGAGAACAAGUUCUCAUUUACAACUGCGACCUGGCCAAGAUAAAGCAAAGCAGUGCGAUAAAAACAACAACAACACAGAGUUACACAUGGGAUAAAACAAAACAUACAGUCAAUAACACAAAAGAAGAUCGAUAUACAGUGUGUGCAAAUGUAGUAAGUUAUGGAGGUAAGGCAAUAAAUAGGCCAUAGUGCAAAAUAAUUACAAUUUAGUAUUAACACUGGAAUGAUAGAUGUGCAGAAGAUGAUGUGCAAAUAGAGAUACUGGGGUGCAAAUGAGCAAAGUAAAUAACAAUAUGGGGAUGAGGUAGUUUGGUGGGCUAAUUACAGAUGGGCUGUGUACAGGUGCAGUGAUCGGUAAGCUGCUCUGACAACUGAUGCUUAAAGUUAGUGAGGGAGAUAAGAGUCUCCAGCUUCAGAGAUGUUUGUAGUUCGUUCCAGUCAUUAGCAGCAGAGAACUGGAAGGAAUGGCGGCCAAAGGAGGUGUUGGCUUUGGGGAUGACCAGUGAGAUAUACCUGCUGGAGCGCAUACUAUGGGUGGGUGUUGCUAUGGUGACCAAUGAGCUAAGACAAGGCAGGGAUUUGCCUAGCAGUGAUUUAUAGAUGACCUGGAGCCAGUGGGUUUGGCGACGAAUAUGUAGUGAGGGCCAGCCAACGAGAGCGUACAGGUCACAAUGGUGGGUAGUAUAUGGGGCUUUGGUGACAAAACGGAUGGCACUGAGAUAGACUACAUCCAAUUUGCUGAGUAGAGUGUUGGAGGCUAUUUUGUAAAUGACAUCGCCGAAGUCAAGGAUCGGUAGGAUAGUCAGUUUUACGAGGGCAUGUUUGGCAGCAUGAGUGAAGGAGGCUUUGUUGGGAAAUAGGAAGCCGAUUCUAGAUUUAACUUUGGAUUGGAGAUGCUUAAUGUGAGUCUGGAAGGAGAGUUUACAGUCUAACCAGACACCUAGGUAUUUGUAGUUGUCCACAUAUUCUAAGUCAGACCCGCCGAGAGUAGUGAUUCUAGUCGGGCAGGCGGGUGCAAGCAGCGUUCGAUUGAAGAGCAUGCGUUUAGUUUUACUAGCAUUUAAGAGCAGUUGGAGGCUACGGAAGGAGUGUUGUAUGGCAUUGAAGCUCGUUUGGAGGUUUGUUAACACAGUGUCCAAUGAAGGGCCAGAUGUAUACAAAAUGGUGUCGUCUACAUAGAGGUGGAUCUGAGAGUCACCAGCAGCAAGAGCGACAUCAUUGAUAUACACAGAGAAUAGAGUCGGCCCGAGAAUUGAACCCUGUGUCACCCCCAUAGAGACUGCCAGAGGUCCAGACAACAGGCCCUCCAAUUUGACACAUUGAACUCUAUCUGAGAAGUAGUUGGUGAACCAGGCGAGGCAGUCAUUUGAGAAACCAAGGCUAUUUAGUCUGCCAAUAAGAAUGCGGUGAUUGACAGAGUCGAAUGCCUUGGCCAGGUCGAUGAAGACAGCUGCACAGUAAUCGUUUAGGACCUUUAGCGUGGCUGAAGUGCACCCAUGACCAGCUCGGAAACCAGAUUGCAUAGCGGAGAAGGUACGGUGGGAUUCGAAAUGGACGGUGAUCUGUUUGUUAACUUGGCUUUCAAAUACUUUCGAAAGGCAGGCCAGGAUGGAUAUAGGUCUGUAACAGUUUGGAUCUAAAGUGUCACCCCCUUUGAAGAGGGGGGGGGGGGCAGCGGGGGGGGCACAGCCAGGUGGAAAGCAUGGCCAGCCGUAGCAAAAUGCUAAUUGAAAAUUCUCGAUUAUCGUAGAUUUAUCGGUGUGACAGUGUUUCCUAGCCUCAGUGCAGUGGGCAGCUGGGAGGAGGUUCUCUUAUUCUCCAUGGACUUUACAGUGUCCCAAAACGUUUUGGAGUUAGUGCUACAGGAUGCAAAUUUCUGUUUGAAAAAGCUAGCCUUUGCUUUCCUAACUGAUUGUGUAUAUUGGUUCCUGACAUCCCUGAAAAGUUGCAUAUCGCGGGGGCUGUUCGAUGCUAAUGCAGUACGCCACAGGAUGUUUUUGUGCUGGUCAAGGGCAGUCAAGUCUGGGGUGAACCAGGGGCUAUAUCUGUUCUUAGUUCUGAAUUUUUUGAAUGGGGCAUGCUUAUUUAAGAUGGAGAGGAAAGCACUUUUGAAGAACAACCAGGCAGCCUCUACUGACGGAAUGGGGUCAAUAUCCAUCCAGGAUACCCGGGCCAGGUCAAUUCGAAAGGCCUGCUCGCUGAAGUGUUUUAGGGAGCGUUUGACAGUGAUGAGGGGGUGGUCGUUUGACCGCGGACCCAUUACGGACGCAGGCAAUGAGGCAUGAUCACUGAGAUCCUGGUUGAAGACAGCGGAGGUGUAUUUAGAGGGUAAAUUAGUCAGGAUGAUAUCUAUGAGGGUGCCCAUGUUUACGGAUUUAGGGUUGUACCUGGUAGGUUCCUUGAUAAUUUGUGUGAGAUUGAGGGCAUCUAGUUUAGAUUGUAGGACGGCCGGGGUGUUAAGCAUAUCCCAGUUUAGGUCACCAAGCAGUACGAACUCUGAGGAUAGAUGGGGGGCAAUCAAUUCACAUAUGGUGUCCAGGGCACAGCUGGGGGCUGAGGGGGAUCUGUAGCAAGCGGCAACAGUGACAGACUUAAUUCUGGAGGGGUGGAUUUUUAGAAGUAGAAGCUCAAACUGUUUGGGCACAGACCUGGAUAGUAUGAUAGAGCUCUGCAGGCUAUCUCUACAGUAGAUCUCCGCCCCCUUUGGCAGUUCUAUCUAGACGGAGAAUGUUGUAGUUGGGGAUGGACAUUUCAGAGUUUUUGGUGGUCUUCCUAAGCCAGGAUUCAGACACUGCUAGAACAUCAGGGUUGGUGGAGUGUGCUAACGCAGUGAGUAACUCAGACUUAGGGAGGAGGCUUAUGAUGUUAACAUGCAAAAAAACAAGGCUUUUACGGUUACAGAAGUCAACAAAUGAUAGCGCCUGGGGAGUAGGAGUGAUAUUGGGGGCUACAGGGCCUGGGUUAACAUCUACAACACCAGAGGAACAGAGGAGGAGUAGAAUAAGGAUACGGCUAAAGGCUUUAAGAACUGGUCUUCUAGUGCAUUGGGUACAGAGAAUAAAAGGGGCAGAUUUUCGGGUGUUGUAGAAUAGAUUCAGGGCAUUAUGUACAGACAAGGAUAUGGAAGGAUAUGAGUACAGUGGAGGUAAACCUAAGCGUUGGGUAACGAUGAAAGAGAUAACAUCACUGGAGGCACCGAUUGAGCCGGUCUCCGCGUGUAUGGAGGGUGGGACAAAGGAGCUCUCUGAGGCUGGUUGAGCGGUACUGGGGGCUCUACAGUGAAAUUGUAUAAUAAGAACUAACCGGAACAGCAAUAGGCAAGGCAUAUUGACAUGGGAGAGAGGCAUAAAGCAAUCACAGGUGUUAUUCGAGAGAGCUAAGACAACAACUGGAAUGGCGACGAAAGUUUGGGCUGAGGCUAAACAGAUAAACAGGACAGAUAAACAGGAUGGGGGUACCGUGUAAAGGAACAGUCCAGCAGGCAUCAGCUGUGCAGCUGAGUGAUCAUAAGGUCCAGUGAACAGCAAUUGGUGAGACCGGGAGCAGUUCGAAUAGCUGCUACAGCACAGGCGAGCAGGAAGCACGGCUGUUGAUUGCGUGUGCUAGCGGGCCGGGGCUAGCAGAUGGAUCUUUGUGGUCGUCGCAACGGGAAGCCUUUUGAAACCACAUCAGACGAUUACGUCGGCAGACCAGUCGUGAUGGAUGGGCGGGGCUCCGUGUCGAAACUAGGAGGUCCCGUCCGGUUGACAGAGAGGUAGAUAGCCGGGAGAUGGGCCUGGCUCGAGGCUAGCUCAAGGCUAACUGGUGCUUGCUUCGGGGGCAGUGGUGAUUAGCCAACAACAUCCAUUCGGUUGCAGCCAGCUAGUUGCGAUGAUCCGGUGUUAAGGUCCAGUGAUUCAGUGAUUCCAGCAGAAAAUCCGAUAUGUUCUUGGUUGAUAGCGCGCUGUGCACACAGUGCAGACUGGCCGAUAAUAGUCCAGGCUAGAGCUGGCUGGUAGGUAGUGCAUGCCACGGACAAUGGUGAAAACCGCUAACGGUGGCUAAUAGCAAGUAGCUAGUUAGCUGGCUAGUUUCAACUGGAGGUUCUGGAUAAAAAGGUUAAAGAAAUAAUAGAAUCCGUUGAAGGACGAAAAGUGUGAUUGAGAAAUAUAUACGAAAGAGACAAAAAAAAAAAAAAACUGGCUAUUUACACGGACAUACUACAGAGUACACGACCGCACUUCUACGCCAUCUUGGAACUUAGUUGACUGAUUGAUAGACCUUCUCCUUCUCCUCUUUGCUCCACAGUGAUUGAUGUGAUGGUGGAUCCGGACGGCACCCUGGAUGCCCUCACCAGCCUGGGACUGACCAGCCCUCUGACCGACCUGCAGAGGGUCAGUCCUGGGGCAGCGGGACCCUCCGCUGCGGGUCACCCUCCUGGAGGUAGUAGUGGAGAAGGCCCCUCUAGCAGCACCCUGUCGGCCCCCAGCGGUGGCCCCUCCUCGGGGGCCUCAGGCACCUCUACCCAGGUUGCAGAGAGAGACCUGGGACUCCAUGUGAAUAAUAACCUGCCUUCUAGUGGUGGAGAACAGAACUGUGUGGUUCAUAAAUGA
Coregonus sp. 'balchen' is the source of this 17312-nucleotide messenger RNA. The record is from the annotation of a GenBank genome assembly. NCBI's taxonomy places the organism in Eukaryota, Metazoa, Chordata, Actinopteri, Salmoniformes, Salmonidae.